Molecule: messenger RNA, 390 nt
Organism: Suillus subaureus
Lineage: Eukaryota; Fungi; Basidiomycota; Agaricomycetes; Boletales; Suillaceae
Exons: 1
Source: RefSeq, a predicted model, not a curated record
CGCUUCAACCACGAUGGCAAAUCUCGUGACAUCAAUGAAGCUAUCUCUUUGCAUGAAGAAAGGCCACUGCUUCACCCCGUUGGGCAUGGAUCUCGUGAUAAAGCAUCGAGCAGCUUAGGAAGUGUCAUCUUCCGCUGUUCUCAACAAUGCAGUGGUAUUAGUGGAAUUAAUGAUAUCAACAGGGCAAUCAACCUCUAUCACGACACGCCAAUGUUGCGCCCACCUGGACAUCCACGACGGGACACCACACUUAAUGGCCUUGCAUGCGCGCUCAUCGUUAGAUAUCAUAGUGUGCAUGUCAGCGAUGAUCUUGACGAGGCCAUCAAGCUAUUCCGCAAAUGCCCUCCGUUACCGAAGCCAGAGCAUCGUAGAACGCGCAAUUUGAGUUUG